AAAAUAUAUUAAGAUUUAAUUUACCAGAAUCACCAAGAACGACCACUUUAACUUUCUCAAUUGCAGCCAUUCAUAGGAUUUUAACUCGGUAUUAUGACGGAAGAACGACUAGUAACUGAAGUGCCCAGCAGUCUGAAGCAGUUGGCUCGGCUCGUUGUUCGAGGAUUUUAUACUAUAGAAGAUGCUCUCAUAGUCGACAUGCUCGUCAGAAAUCCUUGUAUGAAAGAAGAUGACAUUUGCGAACUCUUAAAAUUCGAAAGGAAAAUGUUACGUGCUAGGAUAGCCACGUUAAAAAACGACAAAUUCAUUCAAGUGAGAUUAAAAAUGGAAACCGGACCUGAUGGAAAAGCACAGAAAGUGAACUAUUAUUUUAUAAAUUACAAAACAUUCGUAAACGUAGUUAAAUACAAAUUAGAUCUAAUGCGCAAACGUAUGGAGACUGAGGAACGCGACGCUACCAGUCGGGCUAGUUUCAAAUGUCCAUCCUGCGGGAAGACAUUCACUGAUCUCGAGGCUGACCAAUUAUACGACAUGAUGACACAAGAGUUCCGUUGUACAUUUUGCAACCAAGUGGUGGAAGAGGAUCAGUCAGCUCUACCGAAGAAGGAUUCCAGGCUGUUAUUGGCCAAAUUCAACGAACAGUUAGAAACUCUAUACAUUCUACUGCGAGAGGUCGAAGGCAUCAAACUGGCGCCGGAGAUUUUGGAACCAGAGCCUGUCGACAUCAAUACUAUCAGAGGAUUGAACUCGAAACAACUUGGGCAGCGUCCUCCAGGGCAGGAAUGGUCGGGCGAGGCGACACGGAACCAAGGCAUGCUGGUUGAAGAGACUCGUGUCGACGUCACAAUCGGGGAGGCAGACAACGCUAAUGACACAAGUGCACUACGCAAGGAGCGACCCGUCUGGAUGGUGGAGAGUACCAUCGUUACUAACGACCAAAGUGACAGCGUUCAUUCGACGGAUGCUGCGCUUGAGAAAGCAGCCAGCAAUGCAAGUAACGCAAAGAAUGCUGGGAAAGAGAAGAACGACGAUAUUAUGUCUGUCCUACUCGCUCAUGAAAAGCAAAAUACAGGAAACAAUGCAGCAACGAACGCUCUGAAGGGAAUAGAACCGGACAGUUCCGAUUCUAGUGACAACGAAUCUAAGGAUCCGUACAAACUCAAAGACGAACUGGCUGCAGUUGCGGAAAUGGAAAGUGAAGAUUCUGAUACAGAUGACAACGCGCCCACUGUGCUAGUAAACGGAAAGACGGUGCCACUAACGAGCGUCGACGAUGACGUCAUAGCACAGAUGACGCCCACCGAAAAAGAAACCUACAUACAAGUGUAUCAAGAAUAUUACAGCCACAUGUACGAUUAGAUAAGCGUUAAUUGAAAACAAAUCAACUAAUCAGACGUAAAUAAAUGUCUUGUUUAUACCUAA
Molecule: messenger RNA, 1422 nt
Organism: Spodoptera litura
Lineage: Eukaryota; Metazoa; Arthropoda; Insecta; Lepidoptera; Noctuidae
Gene: TfIIEalpha
Product: transcription factor IIEalpha
Biological process (GO): transcription initiation at RNA polymerase II promoter
Cellular component (GO): transcription factor TFIIE complex
Source: RefSeq, a predicted model, not a curated record